Molecule: messenger RNA, 969 nt
Organism: Mucor mucedo
Lineage: Eukaryota; Fungi; Mucoromycota; Mucoromycetes; Mucorales; Mucoraceae
Product: ATP11 protein-domain-containing protein
Exons: 4
Coding region: 1-969 (322 amino acids)
Biological process (GO): mitochondrial proton-transporting ATP synthase complex assembly
Cellular component (GO): mitochondrion
Source: RefSeq, a predicted model, not a curated record
AUGGUAUCGUGUAGAAAGACAUUUGAUACCCUGACUACCCUACAUAACGUAAGGAUAACUUCUAACUAUGUUCGACAAAUUCGACAUGCUGAAAUAGUAAAUUCGCCGUCAAUCCUUUUGUUUGGUGGCCAUUACAAUAAUUGGGAUCGUAUCAAAUGUAUUGCAAACGAAGCAAACCGUGUCAAAGUUGAUUAUGACACUAAAUAUGCGUCGAAACUGCGUAAAGCAGCGCAAAAACGAGGGGUGACUAUGCAAGAGCUUAAAACGAGCAUUUCAAAAAUCAAAAAGGCUAUACCGAAAUCCACAUCUGCCCUCCAGCUUGAAGUGAAGAAAGAAGCGGAUCCUGUCAAAAGAACUGUACCCGCUGCGCCUACGUUGGAUAGCAUUGUCAAGCUGGAUCUAUUGCUCAAAGAGGAUAACGACAAGAUUGUAAAGAUUUGGACCCAAUACCACUGUGACAAAGAUGGCAUUUAUGCUGUUAUUCCCGUGGCAACGUACUCGAAAAUGUAUCAAACAUCCCAAAGAUAUCCAUUGGUAAGAUAUCUUUGUCCAUUAAAAAAGUUUGAAAAGUUUAAAAGCUCAAAAGAAAAAAAGUUUAUACUUCCCUUGCCUCAAGAAACCGGGCUAGAAUUCUUUUUCCUCCAAUUUCAAUCGCAUCAAUGCAACCUUACCUCGCUUUUAGAGUAUAAGACUAAAGGAGAAAAUGCACGACCAUUUUUGACAAUCACUCACUACCCAGAAUUGUCGGAAAGUAAAGGGAUAGUUCUAAUGAGAGGAAACAUCAAUGACAAACCUAAAAAGAUGCUGACUAACUCUGAUGCACAUUAUUUGGCUUUUGCACUACAGCAGUUUUAUUCCACUGAUGAUCCACAUAAAAUCAAACUCGUCCAUUUAUUCAAUAUUUUACCGGAGAAAUUUGAUUACCAUAAGUUGAUCAAAGAGAUGGAGAGUGUUGUUCCGUUACAAUAA